Camelina sativa (false flax) is the source of this 654-nucleotide messenger RNA. RefSeq names its product membrane-anchored ubiquitin-fold protein 3. NCBI's taxonomy places the organism in Eukaryota, Viridiplantae, Streptophyta, Magnoliopsida, Brassicales, Brassicaceae. The record is from RefSeq and is a predicted model, not a curated record. Gene Ontology annotation, molecular function: protein binding.
AGAGAGAGAAGUCAACGACGGAUAUGCCGGAGGAAGAGUCAAUAGAUAUCAAAUUCAGGCUGUACGAUGGCUCUGACAUCGGACCUUUUCGGUAUUCCGCGGCGUCUACUGUUGAUUUUUUGAAGCAGAGGGUCGUCUCCGAUUGGCCCAAAGGCAAAACAGUUGUUCCAAAGGGGAUAAACGAAGUGAAGCUGAUCAGCUCAGGUAAGAUCUUGGAGAACACUAAGACUGUUGGACAGUGUAAGACACCAUUUGGAGAUAUUGCUGGUGGAGUCAUUGUGAUGCAUGUUGUUGUACAGCCCUCUCUUGCUAAAUCCAAAACAGAGAAGAAGGUUGAUAAAGCACCCAAGACGGUAAUCUGCACAUGCACCAUUUUGUGAAGGGAGCAAGACAUGUAUCAUACACACGCAGUCUCAAUUCUUCCGGUACAGAAGAAACCAAAAAAACAAAAGAAAGCUAAAAAAAAAAAGUAAAAGUAAAGCUUCCGUCUAAAGCUGUGGAGUUUUUUUCUAUCUUUGAAUGUGUAGAAAGAAAAUGAACUAAAUUCUUUUCAAGGUACCUCUUGUUUCUUAUUUGUUUUUCUCCUUACUGUCCCAAUGUACUGAAGUUGUAUAGGUUACUACUAGGUCGAUUACGCGUGAUGAAGAUUUAUUA